CCGGAAGGGCCGCGCCUGCGCGCCCCGGAGAUCUGAGGGCGGCAGCGCGGGCGCGGCCAUAGGGACUACGGAACAAGUCUAUUCCUGGUUUCCGCUCGCCUUCUUUUCUCAGUCACAUCCGGAAAACCGGAAAGUGCAGGACCAGACCGACGGACAGACCCACCCACUGUGCCCCACCAGUGUAUGGCCACGAGGGCGCCAAUUCCUCAAUGGGCCCCGCCCGUUAAAGCGGCUUCUGGUGACGCCUGUCUGGACCUCUCUCCCCAAAGUGCAAAAGUCUCCUCUCACUGAUGUGAGACGUUCAGGAUUGGCUGGAAGCCAGAGCCCAGCCUCCCGAUGCAGUCUGAAUCCAGCCGGCGUGAGGAGGAGACCCCUUCCCUCCUGUGGGGUUUGGAUCCUGUGUUUCUCGCCUUUGCAAAACUCUACAUCAGGGAUAUCUUGGACUUGAAGGAGUCGUGCCAGGUGCCAGGUGUAUUCUUUUAUAAUGGGCAUCCAAUAAAACAAGUAGAUAUCUUGGGAACUGUAAUUGGAGUGAGAGAAAGAAAUACUUUCUACAGUUACGGAGUGGAUGAUAGCACUGGAGUUAUAAACUGCAUCUGCUGGAAAAAGUUGACCGAUACCGAGUCUUCCUCAGCAACUACAGCUGCUCCAAGUGCAAGAGAACUGAGCUUAACGUCCCAGCUUAAGAAGCUGCAAGAGACCAUUGAGCAGAGAACAAAGAUAGAAAUUGGGGACAUUAUCCGGGUCAGAGGUUAUGUCCGCACGUACAGAGAAGAGCGAGAAAUUCAUGCCACUGUUCAUUAUAAAGUAGAUGAUCCAGUAUGCAACAUUCAAAUUGCAAGGAUGCUUGAGCUGCCCAGUAUCUACAGGAAAGUUUAUGACCAGCCUUUCCAUAGCCCAGUCCUAGAAAAAGAAGCACUGAGCAAAAAUCCAGGUGUCCUGGACCUUACCAAUCUCACAUGUUUGCUGAGUGAAAAAGCCAACGAAUUCCUCAUGAAGAACAGAGUGCAGACCUUUUACCAGCAGGAGUUGGAAAUGGUGGAGUCUCUGCUGUCCCUUGCCAAUCAGCCUGUGAUUCAUAGCGCCUGCUCCAAGCAAGCAGAUUUUAAGAAUGACACCACAUCCAAGGCAAUUCAUAGUAUAUUUAAGAAUGCUAUAAAGCUCCUGCAGGAGAAAGGAUUCAUUUACCAGAAAGAUUGUGGUUUUGAUAACCUCUUCUAUGUAACCAAAGAAGACAAAGAACUGCACAGAAAGAUCCAUCGUAUCAUUCAAGAAGACUGCCAGAAACCAAACCACAUGGAGAAGGGCUGCCACUUCCGGCACAUCUUGGCUUGUGCUCGCCUGAGCCUGAAUCCGGGCCUGAGUGAGCCUGUGCUACAGCAGGUACUGGAGCUCCUGGAGGACCAGAGUGACAUCGUCAGCACCACGGAGCACUACUACAUAGCCUUCUGAGGACAGGCCGCAGGCAGCCUCCGCGGAGCCAGGCUGAGGAGAAAGACCAAGUGGCGUGCACUCACAGGCUCUGAUUUUAAACAUCAGACAGAGGCUUAUGGAUCAGGAGGCAAUUAUCUUAAAAUCAACUGAAAUAAGGUCAUUGGAGGAAUGGAAUUUGGCAUAAAUUCUGUAGGCUGCCUUUUACCUGCUGUUUUCUUGGGAUAAAAUUACUUUUAUCUCGGCCACGACACACAAGAAAGCCCUCUCUGUUGACCUGCUGACUGGACUGGGCAUCCUUCGUGAAGCAGAAAGGGAGAAGACAGUGUUGGUGGCUGAAUCGGUGUGUGUGGAGGGGCUCUAUCAGGGUAAAGGGGUGUCACGUGGUAAAGCCCAGGGGAUGCGGGAACUGAAGAGCAUGCAGCCAGAUCGCACAGAUCUAAAGCUUUUUAAAAGUUCAGACUAUCAGGACAUUCUUGUGGGUCUGCUUUAAUGGUUAAGAACCCAGCGCCAGGAAGUGGCUCUCCCUGGAUGUGAGUUGCUGAACUAUGAUUUCCAAGGGUUAAGCACCAGCAGUGGGUCAUGAGUCCAGAAUGAAUGCUUUUACAGACCCUCUCAGAGAUGGCAGUUAAUGGAUCCAAGGCAUGGCUCUGUGUCCCUUUUCCUUCUAAGUUGAAAGGUGUCUCAGUGCAUUUGCCUGCAUUGAGGACAUAGGGGACUAAAUACAUUGUCCCUUAAUGCCCUGAACUUCCUGGAGGCUUUCACGCAAUUAUCUGGCUGCAGUUGAUGUUGUUUUCAAGAUUAUCAUUGAAGUGCAGGACGUUCUGACACCAUCCAGACAAAAACUCAGUAUGUGCCCAGACAGGUGAUGGAGUUACGCUUCUGCUCAGGAUGACAAGGUAAAAGGGAAAAAUCUGCAGCAUGUAGUAGGCUUGUUCUAACAGCAUGAUGACAAAGCCAGCCAGCAAAAAUAAAGUGUGGAGAAAGAUA
This is a messenger RNA of Eptesicus fuscus (big brown bat), 2421 nucleotides long. It is a transcript of the gene STN1, whose product is annotated as STN1 subunit of CST complex. Gene Ontology annotation, biological process: telomere capping; nucleotide-excision repair; DNA replication. Lineage: Eukaryota; Metazoa; Chordata; Mammalia; Chiroptera; Vespertilionidae. Bases 337 to 1452 code for a protein of 371 amino acids. The transcript is spliced from 10 exons. Gene Ontology annotation, molecular function: single-stranded telomeric DNA binding. The record is from RefSeq and is a predicted model, not a curated record. Gene Ontology annotation, cellular component: DNA replication factor A complex; CST complex; site of double-strand break.